GCCCCUUCCUCCUCGGGGCCGGCAGUCGGCUUCGGCCUGCCCGCUCCUCGCCUCGCCCACUCCCGGAGCUUGUUUGUCGACUCGCGGCCGGGGAUGGCGGCGGCGGGAGGCCGCGGCCUGUCAUGAAGCCACGGCCGCGCUGCGAGAGAAAACAUCAUGCCAAAACCCAGGCAUUUGGAGUGACCCACAAUCCACCUGCCACCAUGCAAGCCCACAAUAGUCGCCACAGUGCCCCAGGAAACAACGAUGCCCCCUCGUGUGGUCAUGCAGCAAGACUCCCCGGAGAAGGAUCGUGCCAGCGUGGAGGGGAUGUUCACAUCCAGCUGAACUCUGCUACAAUGGAGGCUGGAGAAAAUCCUGGCUCCAGGCAGCAUUCGCACUCAGCGACCCAUAGUCGCUCCCACCCUCACUCUCAUAGCGAAGCAAGGGGGCCGGAAGAGGGCAGCGGGGAUUCGGAGGAACAAAGCGGCAGCUCUCUUUCAGACCUCAGAUAUGUUCUCCAGUGGCUACACAAGAGUCUCCCGUACAUCUUGCUCCUGUCUGUCAAACUUCUCUUGCAGCAUGUCAUUGGCAUUUCUCUGGGAAUUGGGCUGCUAACAACUUUUAUGUAUGCAAACAAAAGCAUUGUAAAUCAGGUUUUCCUAAGAGAAAGGUGUUCCAGACUACACUGUGCUGGGUUAUUCUUGUUCCUAACAGGAUCAUCUGUCCUUCUGUAUUACACCUUCUACGACACCUUGCUUCACUACAGCUUGAUUUUUCUGACUCCACAUAUGGAUUUCAUGGAUUUCUGGGAGGUGCUUUGGAUCGUGGGAAUCACAGACUUUGUCCUGAAGUUCCUCUUCAUGAGUUUCAAAUGCAUCAUUCUCUUGUUACCUUGUUUAAUAAUGUCAUUUAAGGCCAAGGGUUACUGGUAUAUGCUGCUGGAAGAAAUCUGCCAGUAUUACCGAAAAAUUGUCCCUAUCCCUGUCUGGUUCUGCUAUCUUGUUGGCUUGAAGGAGGAGGAAACCAUGCUCGGAUGGAGUCUUGGCAUCUUACUGGCUCUGCUCUAUCUGACCCUAAAGUUUUUGAGCUUUUUUGCACACCUGAAGCACUUCAGGCAGGUUCUAAGAGUAUUUUAUUCCCAACCGAGCUACGGUGUGGCCGCCAGCAAGAGGCAGUGCGCCGACGCAGAUGACAUCUGCUCCAUCUGCCAAGCUGAGUUCCAGAAGCCCGUCGUUCUCAUCUGCCAGCACAUAUUCUGUGAAGAAUGCAUAGCUCUGUGGUUCAACAGAGAGAGAAGCUGCCCUCUGUGCAGAACAGUCAUCUCAGAUCACAUCAACAAGUGGAAAGACGGGGCGACUUCUGUGCAAUUACAGAUCUAUUAAAAGCUCAUGGCUUCUUCGAUUCACCGGGUAACUUGCUUGAAUACAAGGGCUUUCAGUCUAAGGCAGGGCGGGUAUUUGGCACUGGGCCUGACACUUUUCUGGUCUUGCACUGCUUGAUUUGUACACAGUCAAAUCUUUGGCAGUGCACGUGCCACACAGCAACCUGACUGAAGUCAGCAUUUCACACACAAGGGCUGGCUGGCUUCCAAAGCAACAGGAUCCUCCAAGCAUUGCCCCGGAAGUAAUAAGAAUAGCAUUGGUGCCUACUCCAAUAGGAUUCAGCAGCACCUCACAGGAUUCAGUGGCGCCUUCCUGUUCACACACUUCUUGUCCCGUUUCUUCUCUUACUGCCGAGUUACUUCAGUGAUGUAAACAUGGAUGUUUAUUCCUUGAAGUCUAUUUUUUUUAAAAAAACAAAACCCUAUUUGGCGUUAUAUUUUGACAAGGAGCAAAAUUAAAAGAGGACAUGUAUCUACUAACUGGUAUUUUGUUUAAAAAAAAAGUUGUAAUAGACCUGAAAGUUGGCAAGAAUAAAUGUAGUUUAUAAAUCUAUGGAACAC
Molecule: messenger RNA, 1924 nt
Organism: Heteronotia binoei (common prickly gecko)
Lineage: Eukaryota; Metazoa; Chordata; Lepidosauria; Squamata; Gekkonidae
Gene: RNFT1
Product: ring finger protein, transmembrane 1
Exons: 9
Coding region: 123-1364 (413 amino acids)
Biological process (GO): positive regulation of ERAD pathway
Cellular component (GO): endoplasmic reticulum
Molecular function (GO): ubiquitin protein ligase activity
Source: RefSeq, a predicted model, not a curated record